GGCGCGCCGAGCAGGUGUCCCGGCACCGUGUCUCCGCUACCGUUUCCUCCGCACUCCGCUUGUGGAUAACUUGCUGCCCACCUACCGCACCAUGACUCUGGAAGAAGUCCGCGGCCAGGACACGGUUCCUGAGAGCACAGCCAGGAUGCAGGGCGCCGGGAAAGCGCUCCACGAGCUGCUGCUGUCGGCGCAGCGCCAGGGCUGCCUCACCGCCGGCGUCUACGAGUCUGCCAAGGUCUUGAACGUGGACCCCGACAACGUGACGUUCUGUGUGCUGGCCGCCGACGAGGAGGACGAGGGUGACAUCGCGCUGCAGAUCCACUUCACGCUGAUCCAGGCGUUCUGCUGCGAGAACGACAUCGACAUUGUGCGCGUGGGCGACGUGCAGCGGCUGGCCGCGAUCGUGGGCGCUGGCGAGGAGGCGGGCGCGCCGGGCGACUUGCACUGCAUCCUCAUUUCGAACCCCAAUGAGGACGAGUUGAAGGACCCUGCCUUGGAGAAGCUCAGCCUGUUCUGCGAGGAGAGCCGCAGCGUCAACGACUGGGUGCCCAACGUCACCCUCCCCGAGUGACAGCCCAGCGGGACCUUGGUCUGAUCGACACGGUGACGCCCUGGGCGCCUAACGCGCUGCUGGCUCUGGAGGGGCCCUCGGAGGAAGCCCGAGUGCGGCGUGGAGACUGGCAGGCAGGGGCGCCUGGAGAGCGGGGACGCGCGGCCUCCCGAGGAGGGGCCCGGCGGCAGGGCAGGCUGGCCCGAGCCGAGGACUCUGCAAGUGUCUGGAGCGGCUGCUCGCCCAGGAAGGCCGGAGGCGGGGACGUCGGCUGCAGGGCCGGGAAGGACAGACUGGCCCGGCAGGCGUGACUCAGCAGGAAGGAGGGGAAAGGCGAGGCGGCCUGGACUUGGUACAGUUGCAGGAAAGUGACGGACUUAGCAGACUGAACAGGUUUUUGAAGACGGAUCCAGGCAAUGCUUCAGUUUCUAAAGGAUGCUGCUGUUGAAGCUUUGAAUUUUUCAAUAAACUUACUGAAACAAA
This is a messenger RNA of Cynocephalus volans (Philippine flying lemur), 1033 nucleotides long. RefSeq names its product growth arrest and DNA damage inducible gamma (gene GADD45G). Lineage: Eukaryota; Metazoa; Chordata; Mammalia; Dermoptera; Cynocephalidae. Gene Ontology annotation, biological process: regulation of cell cycle. The record is from RefSeq and is a predicted model, not a curated record. Gene Ontology annotation, cellular component: cytoplasm; nucleus. The transcript is spliced from 4 exons. Bases 92 to 571 code for a protein of 159 amino acids.